CACAUUGCCUCUCUCCACCCAUGCAGAUGUAUAAAUGAGUACCGUCAAAUUUAAUGCUGGGGGUGACCCUGUGAUGUACUAGCAUCCAGUCAGGGGGGAGUAGAAAUACUUCUAGUCGCUUCAUAACGGGAGAAAGCAUCGGCCUGAUGGGCCACUCGGCUCGUAUGCAGACUUUACAUUUUUCUUGUACAAACAUAAGACACCAUUUAAUGAAACUACUCGUGUUGAUGUUUUGUUUUACAGAGCAUUUGAAAACCAUGUCCCUGAAAGAACUGAAUCGCCCGACCUUUUGCGAAACACAUACUGACGAAAGAUUAGCGCUGUUUUGCGAUACAUGCAACGUGACCAUCUGUCGGAAUUGUGCGCUGACAGAUCACAGAAAACACAACACACAGUUUAUAGAAGACGCGUAUUCCAAAUUGCGUCCAAGAUUGUCGCAAGUGUUGGAACAAACAAGGAACAUUUGCGUCAAAGUGGAAAACGCCAUUCCUGUGCUAGACUGGAUGCAGGCCAAGGUAAACUUGAAAGCUGAUAGCGUCCUGCGUGAUAUCGAAGAUAGCAUCAAUAGCAAGAUUAAGGCUUUGCAACAAAGGAAAAGCGAGCUUCGAGCCGCGGUGGAGCUGGUACGAGUGAGUAGAAAGACCGCUCUGGAAAUACAGAGGAAACGACUGGAGGCCUCCCGGGAUACCUUGCAAGUAUCGUGUCGCUUUGUCAAAAGGGUGCUCGAAGAAGGUAAUUACAAUAGUUUGUGUAAAUGGCAGCGCUGUCGUUUUGAACGUAAAAUAGUUAUUGCCCGUGAAUUGAAGGGUGGAGCCACAAGAGCAAUGGUGUGGAGGGGUUCUUCCCACUUCUUUGGCAACUUUAUCUCUUGUGACCCAGUAUACCUGCUGUCAGCCAAAGAUCUUCUUUCCGAGAGACUACAGACACUAGCCAUUGAGCACUAUGAAUUGCAGCCCCGUGAAGAUCAUGCCAUCAGUUUCUGUGCUAAUAACGACGCGCUACAAAGCCUCAUUGACUCAUUCGGUUCAGUGGACGCGUCUUACGCUUGCUACGCGACCUCCACAGCCGAAGGACAUGGCUUACAGGAGGCAAACGUCAACCAACCAGCUUAUUUCACAGUUGUUACCAGGCUUUCAUGGCAACUUUCCACGCUACUUUUUAGGGACAGGAAAGGAAGACCCAUUGGAUGCGAAAGCUCCGACGUUCGUGUUCAGGUCGAAACCCCUGAUGGCAGCAUAAACGAUGCUGAGGUGACCGCACAGAAUGGCGGGAAACACAGCGUCAGCUACACUCCCUCCGUCCCAGGGCAAUACCUCAUUCACGUCACUAUUCGAAGUUGUAUGAUGAAUGAAAGUCCGUUUGUUGUCACUGUUCCGUAUGCGUCACGCGAUUACGAAAAAGUAAACCAUCCACAGUUGGUGAUCGGGGGGCCUGGAGGAGAAGCUGGGCAACUGAAGGGAGCCAGAGGAGUAGCAGUGGACAAGGAUAACAGAAUCGUUGUUUGCGACCGCAACAAUUUCCGCGUGCAAGUUUUUGACUCGUCCGGAGAGUUUCUCUUCACGUUGGGAACUAAAGGAACCGAUAACGGUGAAUUUCCAGGGGGUCCUUUGAACGUAGCUGUUAGCAACGAGGGAACGUUUUUCGUCACCGAUUGGAGCGGAGGACUGGUGCAGGCGUUUGAUAACAAAGGGGAGUUCUUAACGAGGUUGAAAAUACCAGCUGAAGAUGACGCGAAAGCUGGCAAGCUGAGUCACGUGGUUGUCGGUAGUGAACGCGUGUAUGUUACCGAUUCCCAAAACAGAUAUAUUUACAUGUUUAACAGUUUCGGAGGAUACCUGUCACAUUUCAAAGUUGGUUGCGUGGACGAGGACGAUGGACUUCAGAGCAAACUCUAUGGAAUUGCAAUAAACAGUAGAGGUAAGGAAGAGCUGAGAGAGAGAGAGAGAGAGAGAGAGAGAGAGAGAGAGACCGCAGUACUAAUAUAUUUCUGUGUUUAUUUGCAAUUUAAAGGUGAGGUUGUGGUGUGUCUCGCUAAAGACGGUGGUUUUCAAGUUCUUAGCAACGAUGGGAAACCCUUGCGAAAAAUCCCGCUUCCGUUCGCAAAAUGUAACAAGGUUUUUGCUCCCGAAGCCAUUGCUCUUGAUUCCAAUGACAAUAUUUUGAUCGUUGACAGUAUGAGGAAUUGUCUGCUGGUCUUCUCGCCUGAAGAUGGGCAUCUUAUUGCAGAAUGCGCAAGAGAUAGUCUUUGUAAUCCGUACGGUGUUGCUGUGGAUAGAACUGGAAGAAUUAUUAUCUCGGAUUCUUCAAAUCAAAUUAAGUUUUUUUAAAUCGCGAAGCUACUGUUUCCAUAGUAAACACACAUCUCAUAAUGUCUUUUUGAGAGUUAAAUUCUUCUUUAUUUCAUGUGCCAACAAGUAGGCAAAGCUGUAAGUAAUGUAUGGAGGAAAAUAAUAAAAAAAGAGUUGAAAAAGAAAAA
Orbicella faveolata is the source of this 2476-nucleotide messenger RNA. Its product is annotated as E3 ubiquitin-protein ligase TRIM45-like. The record is from RefSeq and is a predicted model, not a curated record. Gene Ontology annotation, molecular function: ubiquitin protein ligase activity; zinc ion binding; protein binding. Lineage: Eukaryota; Metazoa; Cnidaria; Anthozoa; Scleractinia; Merulinidae.